AUGGCGAGGUUCCAGUUGGUCCGCUUCAAAGUGAGCUGGACAGCACUUUUGGCUCUGGCCCACUUCACAUACCUGCUGGUUGGGGCAACAAUCUUCCAGAUACUGGAGCGACAGGCUGAGAGCAACAACCGCAACCACUUCCAACUGGAGAAGCUAAAUUUCUUGGCUAAUUAUACCUGCCUAGACGGACCAGCCUUGGAGAAGUUUGUUCAGGUGAUUUUGGAUGCCUGGGAAAAGGGAGUGAAUCCCUCAGGCAACUCAACAAACCCCAGUAAUUGGGAUUUUAGUAGCUCCUUCUUUUUUGCAGGCACAGUAGUCACAACAAUAGGUUAUGGCAACCUGUCCCCCAGCACUGUGUCUGGUCAGGUGUUUUGUGUGUUUUACGCACUCUGUGGGAUCCCACUGAAUCUAGCCUUCCUCAAACAGCUUGGGAAGUGUCUCACCAUCCACCUGGGUCGACUCAAGAGGGGAAUGGUCUCAGUAGUUCCACACAAGCAAACAGUGGAGGCUCUGGCCGUGAGUUUUUUCUUCAUCAGUGGCAGCCUGCUGUUUUUGAUCAUCCCUCCUCUGCUGUUCAGUUAUGUGGAAGGCUGGACGUUUGGCGAGGGCUUCUAUUUUGCCUUCAUUACACUCAGCACCAUUGGUUUUGGAGAUUAUGUGGUGGGAACGGACCCAGGCAAGGAGUACAUCUCUCUGUACCGUAGUCUUGCAGGCAUAUGGAUCAUUUUUGCCCUCGCUUGGCUUGCUCUUAUCCUCAACAUGGGAGCCAGAAUAAUGGAGCAUGUAGUUGUCCUGACUCACCCAGGCUUUAAGAAACAAGAGGAGGAUGAGGACGUGUCAUCCAGUACACUAGAAGACACAUCAAAGAUCUAA
This is a messenger RNA of Xiphias gladius (swordfish), 873 nucleotides long. Its product is annotated as potassium channel subfamily K member 16-like. The coding region runs from base 1 to 873 and encodes 290 amino acids. Gene Ontology annotation, biological process: stabilization of membrane potential; potassium ion transmembrane transport. Gene Ontology annotation, cellular component: membrane. Gene Ontology annotation, molecular function: potassium ion leak channel activity. The record is from RefSeq and is a predicted model, not a curated record. The transcript has 5 exons. Lineage: Eukaryota; Metazoa; Chordata; Actinopteri; Istiophoriformes; Xiphiidae.